Camarhynchus parvulus is the source of this 4997-nucleotide messenger RNA. It is a transcript of the gene ACOT9, whose product is annotated as acyl-CoA thioesterase 9. The record is from RefSeq and is a predicted model, not a curated record. Gene Ontology annotation, cellular component: mitochondrion. The coding region runs from base 741 to 1850 and encodes 369 amino acids. Gene Ontology annotation, molecular function: fatty acyl-CoA hydrolase activity. The transcript has 16 exons. Gene Ontology annotation, biological process: acyl-CoA metabolic process. NCBI's taxonomy places the organism in Eukaryota, Metazoa, Chordata, Aves, Passeriformes, Thraupidae.
AGGAGGCCGUGUGACGGCUUGGGGCGCGCCUCAGGCUCCGGGCACAGCGCCCAGCUGAGCGCCGCCAGCCCGCCUUCCUCACGGCACAGUGAAAAAACGGAGCAUUUAAAAGAAAAAAGAACGAUGUUUAUUAAGAGCGAGUCCCGGCAGGGCCCGCCCGCUCUGCCGGGCCCGCCCGACGACUAACGGUGUCCUGCCCCAACCUCCGCCCCGGGGAGCGGCCGCGCUGCCACGGGGACACGGGGCAGGCCGGGGCCGGGCGGUGCCACUCGGGGAUCCCGGUGGAGCGAGGGCUUCCAGCUGCGGCCGGCCCUGAGCCCUUUCUGUGCACGGCGAGCCGCAAGUGGCCGGUGCGGGAGGACCGUGUGGCUGUGGCAGGCGCGGCCCCGCGGUGACAGUCCCGGCGAGCACCAUGCUGCCCACCCGGUUGUGCAUCAUGAGGAAGCUUCAUUCUGUUCUGGCUAGAACGCUCACUUCUGGGGCCAGUACCUCCCCAGGGCUCCCUGACAUGUCUGAAGAACCUUUUGUUGAUGUCAGCCAAAAUAGAUGAGCUACCAGUCUCAAAGAGAAACAUAUUUCCACAAAUUUUGUGAGAAUUGGCUUCCAAAUGAGAGAUUUGUUAGGGUGCCAGAGCUGGUGCUGGGGCCAGGCGUGGACGCUGGUGUUUGCUGGCUGUUGUGCGGAGCAAAUUGAGGGAUAUAGUGGGAGCAUCUACCAACUGGAGGGAUCAUGUGCAAGCAAUGCAAGAAAGAAAAGCUCUCCAUACUUUACUGGCAAAACGGCAGGAAGAUCUCCCUCCUAGGAGAAUGAAGGAUAGCUACUUGGAAGUUAUUCUGCCUCUAGGAAGUCAGCCUGAAAUAAGAGAAAAAUACCUCAAUGUACACAACAGUGUAAGGUUUGGAAGGAUACUUGAAGAUCUUGACAGUUUAGGAGUUCUUAUUUGCUACACUCACACCAAGCAGGAAAUGCAGCAAAGAUCUCCUUUAUCCAUAGUUACAGCUCUGGUGGAUAAAAUCAAUUUGUGCCAGAAGAUUAUACAUCCAGACUGUGACAUCAAAUUCACAGGCAAUGUUUCUUGGGUUGGGAAGACCUCAAUGGAAGUGAGGAUGCACAUGCUGCAGCAACAUGGUGGUGAUUACAGCCCUGUGUUAGAUGCAACCUUUGUCAUGGUGGCCCGGGACCCAGAGAACAAACGGCCAGCAUUUGUUAAUCCACUCAUUCCUGAGAGCCCUGAGGAGGAAGAAAUCUUCAAGCAAGGGGAAUUGAACAAGUUGAAGAGGAUUGAAUUCAGCACUGCUUCCUUGCUGAAAAUGGCUCCCACUGCAGAAGAAAGAAACAUUGUGCAUGACAUAUUCCUUAAUACCCUGGACCCAAGGACAGUGAGUUUCCGGAGUCGUAAAUUACCCCCCAAUUCAGUGUGGAUUGAAGAUGCAAAGCUGAAAGGCCUGGAGAUUUGCCAUCCUGAGGAACGAAACAUCUUCAAUAGGAUCUUUGGGGGUUUUCUCAUGAGAAAGGCAUUUGAACUGGCAUGGGCAACUGCUUGCAGCUAUGGGGGUUCCAGACCCUUUAUUGUAUCUGUUGAUGAUAUCAUGUUUCAGAAGCCAGUAGAAGUUGGAUCCUUAUUACUGCUUUCUGGACAGGUCUGUUACACAGAAAAAAACUACAUCCAAAUUCGAGUACACAGUGAAGUUUACAAUGCGAAUACCAAGGAGCACCAUACUACCAAUAUUUUCCAUUUUACAUUUAUAUCAGAAAAUGAGGUCCCACAAGUUGUACCUAAGACAUAUGGAGAGUCCAUGUUGUAUUUAGAUGGGAAGCGCCACUUUACUGCAGUCAUGAAAGAAAUCUGACAGGCACUGGGUGCUGCAGCAGCAGUGCACCAGCAUGCUGUCUUGGCAAGAGCUGUCACUAGAGGUGGCUAAUGGACAGGUUCUUGUAAUACUCAAAGAAAAACCCAACAACCACCAAAAACCAAACCAACCAAACCGAAACUCCACACCAAAACCUGCCUUUUCAGUACUCUUCAUGUAUUUGCAUAUAUUUGGAUUUUUUAUUCUUUACUGCUAGAAUUUGUUGAAAUCUUUUACAUGCAAAUGCUAGGAAAAGAGGCUGAAAAAUUGCAGUCUUAGGCUUUGGAUAGACUCUCUUUGUCUACUUUGAGAGAUCUCAUUGCAAUCUUUGCUGUCUUGUCACCAUCUGCUGCCUUUCCCUUAGUAGCUCUCCUUUGUGUUUCCCUAAUAAGGGAGGGAAGUUCUGUCAGAAAAAGGUGUGCAAUAAGUAGAUGCACACAGGUGAAGCAAUUUGAGCUCCAUUCUUGUGUAAAUUAGGUUAAGGGUCAUAAUUCUUUUUUGAACAAGGACACAUGCAUCUAAGCAGCCACAGAGGCUCAGAAGUUACUAGUGUGUGCACAAUGGAAAGCAGGUGUCUCCCAUCACUGGGGAUUUUACAAGUUAUUGCAGCUUCUCUUUGGAUGGUUUUCAUGUUCCCUUGGGAGGAAACUGAUUUUUGCAAUGAAAUGAGGUGGCUAGAUGGUAUUUUCUGGCACUCUGUGUCCUUGCCAGCCUCUUCUAAUUUUUUGUUUGUUUGUUUUAAUGUGUAACUGUGAGUUCCUUAGUGAAUUAUUUCUCAUGGCUUGGAGACUAGAGGUCUGACUGGUGAGACUGGGUGGGACUGGGAAUGUCCCUAUUCUGCAAUGGCAUUGUAGAACAGAACAUUUUGGUUUAUUAAGGACUGGUAACAAAAAAGGUAAAAUGCUACCCAGAUGGUAAUGGUGAUGUUUGGUGCUGCAGUUAGGGCUCCUGAGAAUCUGUGUUGAGCAGCUCCCAGGUCAGGUGCUGAAUGAUGGGAUCUUUAUCCCACUGAGGGGUGGUACUGCUAGAGGACAGUCUCCUCCUCAGCUGGAUUAUUUAUCUGUUCCCUUGGUGGACUGAAGUGCAGUAUGAGUAUUGCACACCUCUAAAAGUUGUCAAGUUUACCUGUGAAAGACAGAGAACUUCCCCAACACAGAGGGGACACCAUGGUGGUUAUAACUAUGGCAAAUAUAUAACAGGAACAGAGUACUUGGUACUGAAGUGCUUCUGAUGUAAUGGAGAAAGUUUUAAUAAUAUCCAAUUUCUGCCACAUAAAGCCCAAUUUCUUGAAAUCAGGAAGCUGAGUGGAUGGGAGGCAUCAACUUUUAGCAGUGAGUAUGUCACAAGCAUGAAACUGGUUCUUUGGUACCUUCACAUCAAGAUUGAUAUCCUAACUGAUCAGGACACCCAAAGAGGAGUUGGGCUCGGGGGUUAAAUAGAAAUGUGAUGUCUUACAAUACACAAGAAUGGAUUCUGGCUUCCCUGUGAGGUUUCAAAUCUUUUGAAAAGGGGAUGCAGCAAAUAGUAAUUAUGUCAACAGCACAGAUGCAUGAACCACACUGAUAAAAUUAAGUAGCAUGUUGAGCUUUUCUUUCUAAGCAAGAAACCUGAGACAGUCACAAUUAGGAGCAUUUUCCUUUGGUGCUAGGAUGGAAUGAAGUUCACGACCCCUAGCAGCUCUUUGCUAUUCCUGUGAGGAAUUGUAAUUGAGCAUUGUAAUAAUCAGCAUGUUACAUAUCAGCCUUUCCUUCUUAAGAGUCAGCUGCUGCAUUGGGUAAGUUAGAUGACUUUCCAGAGUAGGUAUAGAGGUGUGGCCUGAUCCGAAACAGAUUCUUGUAUUGCUCUGAUGGUAAAUUCUUGGUUCUUUUCAUAGAGUUUUUCUCUUCAGCCACACUCCAGUGCUGACCCAGCUCUAUGACAUUAAAAUCUUUCAUGGUUAUGAUGCUGUGGAGAUAAAUUGUAUUUUCUGGGUUUUUCCUUUUUAAAACUGACUCUAUUAGACUGACCACACAAAUAAAGAACUGAAAUCGUAUCUCAACUUCUUCCCCCUUGUUGCAGGGAUCAAUGUUGACUGUUAAAAAAUAGAUCCUUUCAUUUGUUGCCUUCCUAUUUAUUUCAAAACUAUGUUCUACUCCUGAGUAUCUGCAGGUUUUUAUCACUGACCCAGUGCAUCUACCCAGAUCACUUUUUUAUAACACAUAUAAGACAGGGGAUACCAAAUUCAUCCUCCACUGACUUUUCAGCUGCAUUUAAAGAGAAAUUUAUCAUAAUUUUUAAAUUCAGCCUUUGGGAAGGGGUUGGAGAGAAGAAGAGGUAAUAGAGUAUGGAGGAAGGUGUGACAUCAGAACCUCUGGAUGCAGUGAAGAAAAUGAAUGCCACAAAUGAAGAUGUGUAGAAGAAUUGACGUGUUCUCAAACUUUAUCACAUACCACAAUGACAAUAGUUUCAGAAUGUAUAUGAAGCCAUACAGAAAAUGUGUUUGUGUGUGUAUAUGCACAUAUGUAAAAGAGAAAUGCUUUUCUGUUUAUUGCUCUAUAUAUGUACUCAUGUGUUUUUUACCUCGAGAUGGUGACUCCAAGCUGUCACCCUCUCUGGUAUCUUUGUUCAAGGGUAUGCAUGCUGCUUUGUGCCUUUGUGUGUAUGUGAGAAAAAUGUUCUCUGAUCUCACAUUUAGGAUUAAAAUAUUUCAACAUAGUAAUUCAUGUUUGGUUUAUGUUGCAACUUCUAUCCAGCCUGUCACUGCUGUAGGUGACUAACUGUUACCACAGAGGCCUAAAGGAAUUGCUAGAAAAUCUUUUUAUUUACAGUAAGCUUAACUAUAUAAUUAAUUGACUGUGUCUCUGUAGCAGGAAGCAGAUGUCUGUGCCCAUUGCUUCUUGGAAUACAGUGAGGAGGAGCAGGAUUGCCUCCCCUUACCCUUUCACUUAUUAGUGAUAUAAAAGGAGAUUUCUGUGGGAUUGGCUGAACUCAGUGCCCAAAGGAGUGCCUUGUUUCAAAUGUUUUUAUUUUUCUGUGGUUAAAAAGUACUAAAAUUACUCAAAUUUCAUGUAACAGCUUAUGGUAGCCCUUUUUCAAACAGGGACAAUUCCUUUGCUGCCCUGCCAGAUUUUGCAGCCAUGCCACAAUUUACAGCACUCUGGAAAGAAG